AUGAUCAUGUUAAACUCUACACAGGUUUCAUAUUUCACUUUUGGUGCAUACUUUGAUAUUGGGCUCUUUAAAUACUUAUUUUUUCUGAUUAUUAUGUGUUUUUAUGCUUUAAUUAUCUGUGCCAAUCUAUUGCUGAUUGUGGUUAUCUGUAAGAACAGAAGCUUACAUGAACCUAUGUACCUUUUUCUGUGCAGCCUGUUUGUAAAUGAACUGUAUGGUAGUACAGGGUUGUUUCCAUUCCUUCUGGUUCAGAUCCUCUCUGACAUUCACACUGUUUCUGCUCCCUUCUGUUUCCUGCAGAUUUAUUGUUUGUAUACAUAUGCAGCUAUACAAUUUAUAAAUUUAUCUAUCAUGUCUUAUGACCGAUAUCUUGCUAUCUGUUAUCCUCUACAAUAUAACACACGUAUGACAUUUAACGCGGUUGCCGUGCUUAUUGCUCUAACAUGGUUACUUCCAUUUUUUGCAACUGCUGUCCCGAUAUUUUUAAGUUCCUCUUUACAGCUGUGUGGGAACAUCAUUAACACAGUUUACUGUAACAACUAUUAUGUUGUCAAACUGGCCUGCUCUGAAACUAGAGUGAACAACAUUUAUGGACUCAUUUAUAUGUGUCUUGUAGUCUUUGGUCCUCUCAUUUUAAUCCUGUACACUUAUAUGAAGAUCCUUAAAGUGUGUUAUUCUGGUUCUAAACAGACCAGACAGAAAGCUGUCAGUACCUGCACACCUCACCUCGCUUCUCUGAUCAACUUUUCCUUUGGUUCUUUCUUUGAAAUAGUACAGAGCAGAUUGGAUAUGAGCAGUGUACCCAUGAUGUUGCGCAUUUUUUUGUCAUUAUACUUCCUGACCUGCCAACCAAUCUUUAACCCUUUAAUGUAUGGACUGCAAAUGUCUAAAAUACGUAGUUUAUGUAAAAGUCUCACCUUUGGUAAGAUGUAAACUGAUGUGUAAAAGCAACUUGCUGGUUGGCAACCCUGUGAAUGAAUUUGUAGGAUAAUGAUGACAUUUAGUUCUGUUGUGAGAACCGGUGGAGAAACAGGCAGGUGUCUUGGCAUGUGAUUGGCUAAUGAUACCUAAGCUUUCACCACCGCAGCCCUCUCCCUCUGAAACAUACAUCCUUCUGUAACUGUACUGACCUGGACACAUUCCAAUCAUUUCA
Messenger RNA from Perca fluviatilis (European perch), 1153 nucleotides. Its product is annotated as olfactory receptor 2A14-like. Gene Ontology annotation, biological process: G protein-coupled receptor signaling pathway. NCBI's taxonomy places the organism in Eukaryota, Metazoa, Chordata, Actinopteri, Perciformes, Percidae. Bases 1 to 933 code for a protein of 310 amino acids. Gene Ontology annotation, molecular function: G protein-coupled receptor activity; olfactory receptor activity. The record is from RefSeq and is a predicted model, not a curated record. Gene Ontology annotation, cellular component: membrane. The transcript has a single exon.